AUGAUUUUGCAGACAUUAUGCACUCGUCAAACAAACCUAAGAAAAUUCAUCGACUGCCGGUAUUUGAGCUAUUAUAUGAAAAGACCAAAUCCAUGUUCAUCACAUCAUAGUAAAAAAAACGAUUAUUAUUUACAUUCAUUGAACAGAAAUGUUACAUCUGUUUCCUCAGUAACAUUUCCUUCUUGGUUUAUGGCAUUGUCAAACAGUACACCAGUAGCUUAUGCCCAACAAUUUAUAAUUUCAUUUCAUGAAUUUACCGGUACGCCUUGGUGGGCUACAAUAAUGCUUAGUGCUGUAACUCUGAGAUUAGUGAUAACUCUACCACUGACAGUGUAUCAACAUUAUAAUAAUUCAAAAUUGGAAAAUCUUUCUAUUGAAUUUCAAUCAACAGUAAAAGAAAUACAAAAAGAAGUAGUUAAGUCAUUAAAAUUGAAUAAAUGGCCAGAAAAUAAAGCUAAACGUGUUUAUAACAAAGCUGUAAAAAAGUAUUGGAAUGAAUUAAUAGUAAAAGAAAACUGUCAUCCUGCAAAGUCAACAAUUGUAGUUUGGGUACAAUUACCAUUAUGGAUUUGUAUGUCGAUAGCAACUCGUAAUCUCACAUUAAUGUUACCACCAAGUGAUGAUGCUGUUGCUAGGUUUUAUGAACUAACUGAUGGUGGAAUUUUAUGGUUUACAAACUUAACUGCCAUAGACCCAACUUUGUGUUUACCUCUAAUUAUGUGUCUAUCAAAUCUUUUAAUUAUUGAGGUUCAAACACAAUCCCGAAACAAAGAACCAACACGUAAUCAAAAAAUUAUAACAAAUGUCUUUCGAGGUCUCACUAUUAUUAUGAUGCCACUUUCAUGUUUUCUGCCAUCAGGUGUGAGCUUAUAUUGGACCGCAUCUAGUAUUUAUGGUCUUUCUCAAAACUUAUUCUUAUUGUCUCCACAAGUACGUAAAUGUUUUGGAAUUCCAACAACACCUUACAACAAUGAACAUCCAUACAAAUAUAUAUUACAUAAGACUAAAUCUAAGUUAAAAAUGUCUUGAUUGCUGUUAUUGUAAUAAUUAUUUUCUGGAAAUAAAGUUAUUAUUUAUUAGUAA
Molecule: messenger RNA, 1083 nt
Organism: Rhopalosiphum maidis (corn leaf aphid)
Lineage: Eukaryota; Metazoa; Arthropoda; Insecta; Hemiptera; Aphididae
Product: cytochrome c oxidase assembly protein COX18, mitochondrial
Exons: 6
Coding region: 1-1029 (342 amino acids)
Biological process (GO): mitochondrial respiratory chain complex IV assembly; protein insertion into mitochondrial inner membrane from matrix
Cellular component (GO): mitochondrial inner membrane
Molecular function (GO): membrane insertase activity
Source: RefSeq, a predicted model, not a curated record